This is a messenger RNA of Cylindrotheca closterium, 1086 nucleotides long. The record is from the annotation of a GenBank genome assembly. NCBI's taxonomy places the organism in Eukaryota, Bacillariophyta, Bacillariophyceae, Bacillariales, Bacillariaceae.
AUGAGCGAUAACGAAGAAACAAAGAAUGAACCAGUAAUCCAUUUGAAGGUUCCUACUGAAAUUCACAGGGAUACCAUCAAGCGAAGAGGAAUGUUUGCAAAGCGUGACAAAACGGAAGCAUCGUCUCGAAGACUCUUGAUUGCUGAUUCAGUUGACGAUGUUCUGUAUCCGCCACCUGCUCCAGUUAGAAUGGCGCAAAAUUACACGCCCAUUGCAAAGGAAGUCAAGACUGUAGAUUCCGCCAAAAUUGAUGAAAGUGGAAGGAGCGUAGUUAGCGAGUUGACACUUGAUGCAUCUGCAAGAACACGCGGCGUUGAUGCAUCAGCAAGGACUAUUGACAGCUCUAAUAGAACAGAACCCUCUUCUAAUGUCGUCAGGCAAAGAAAAGCACCGAAGGCCAAGUCGCCCAAGCAAAAGACCAAGAAGACAGUGAAACCUAAGAAAUCAGCAUCUGGAGAUGAUGAGGAUGAUGAUGAUGAUGACUCAGUAAGCGUCCUCAGCGACGAGUUAUCUACGAUCAGCGAGAAACGUUCCAAGAAGAAUGGCUCCAGUCGAUCUCUAUCCUCCACGUCGUCUAAGAAGUCGGCAACAAAGAAGAAGAAAAAGACGUCAAAGGCCAAUCGAAGAGCAUCUAUGAAGAGUAUGGGAAGUUGUGAAUCCAUCGACGAACUCACCGUCACUAGUGGAGAAAUGUCGUUUGACGGCUUGUCGCUAGCUGAUUCGAUCACUGCUGAUUCUGGAAGUGCCGAUGCGCCAGUUUCCUCCAGGUCGGCGGCCACUACGGAUUCGUCUCGACGAUCGCACAAGUCCAAGAAGUCAAGUAGUGCUACAUCCAGGCGCAGUUCCACUGGCGAAAUCAGCAAGUCCUCCAAAAAGUCCAAGGGAUCCAAGAAAUCGAGCAAGGGAUCUGUUCCCAUGGUCAUAGGAUCUGGCUGUGGUGGGGAUACGGACGAAGUCUCAGAAGUUGGAGAGAAGCCACCAAGUCUGAUGAAUUCGACACUAUCCGAUGGCGGUGCUGAUACCAAUGCACAAGAAAGCGCAGUCCUAUCACAGGGAUUACAAGCCCUGGGACAAUUUUAUGAAUAA